AUGUUACAGUGCGAAAAACCAAGAAAUCGGAAAAUGAUCAAAAUAGCACAGCGGCGCACCAAAUGGAAGCAACAGAAUCGCCUGACAGACUUACAUGUAUACAGUGUAUUACAUGAAUUAAAAUCUAAGAAUUAUUUUAUCGAAAGUGAAAAAAAAGCGAAUUAUUCUUCUCGUCUUCUUUAUUGCAAGGCCCACAACAGCCACAGGGCGAUCUACUCCUAUAUUUGUAGCGGCACUAAACAUUUCUUAGCAGUUUUGGGGGGUGAAAAAUACAGAAAUCAAUUGAGUAAUUUUACAUUUGUAUGUGUAAAAUAUCAGCUGAGUGUGUAUUUUCACAAAACCGUGCGCGGCUGUGUAGAUGCAAAAACAAAAGACAGUGUAUUGCGUUUGCUGAUAUAUAGACGUUCCCUGCCUGUCGUUGAUCUCUGGUUAGAAUGUCUCGUUCUGUUUGAGACAUUGGAAUUUUCCAAACGGAGGAACAUGUACAUGGGGAAGCUACGCAUAAUCCAAAUGGCUAUUCCCAGAGAUUCCAAACCCGGAUGCGACAUAGAUAGAACUCGUUGCCAUGUCUGUUCAAGGGAAUUUUCAUCGCCAUCUAACAGAAACAAGCAUGCACUUCGGCUCCACAAUACACCCACCCCUGCGAAUGUUGGAAGACCCUCACUAGGUGGAAGGAAACAAGCUAACCAUAGGUACUACAAGAAAAGUACAACAGAACAAGUCAGACCCAAGUGUGCAUUGCUUUUGACAUCAGCAAGAGAAGAAUUCACGGCUUUGGACAAAGGGUUCUCGUUAGCGCUGUAUCGUACUUACCUUAAACAAUGGCAUUUACAACUCGAAAAGUCCAUACAGAUUAUGACUCUCCCAUCACUCAACCAUUGGCAAAGCGACUCAAGCUACUGGGAAUUUUUGACAUUCGAACUCGUGAUCCGUUACGUACGGAAUUAUGAAUUGUUCUUUGAGCAUGAAGUCUUCUUUAAUUCGACGUCUCCCCUGAGUGUUAUAUAUUCUAGCAAUAGCUACUCUCGCGAGCAUAUGGUUGUUUGUCAAAAGUUUUGGACUACCCCUAUGUCCAAAUUUAAUUGUUUACUUAGAGCUUACUGUAAAGCUUUUAUGGGAUAUUAUCAUGCUCAAUAAUAAAUGGACUUACAU
Mucor mucedo is the source of this 1152-nucleotide messenger RNA. RefSeq lists its product as uncharacterized. NCBI's taxonomy places the organism in Eukaryota, Fungi, Mucoromycota, Mucoromycetes, Mucorales, Mucoraceae. The record is from RefSeq and is a predicted model, not a curated record. The transcript has 8 exons. Bases 1 to 1137 code for a protein of 378 amino acids.